Molecule: messenger RNA, 1001 nt
Organism: Lonchura striata (white-rumped munia)
Lineage: Eukaryota; Metazoa; Chordata; Aves; Passeriformes; Estrildidae
Gene: GCHFR
Product: GTP cyclohydrolase I feedback regulator
Biological process (GO): negative regulation of biosynthetic process
Cellular component (GO): nucleus; cytoplasm
Molecular function (GO): GTP cyclohydrolase binding
Source: RefSeq, a predicted model, not a curated record
GGGGCGGCCCCGGGCACGGUCCCCCACGAGCGGCGGCGGGAGCGGCGGAGCGGAGAUGCCGUACCUGCUCAUUAGCACCCAAAUCCGCCUGGAGGCUGGGCCCACCAUGGUGGGCGACGAGCACUCAGAUCCCCACCUGAUGAGUAUCCUGGGGGCCACAAAGAGGACCACGCUGGGGAACAACUUCUGUGAGUACUAUGUGAACGACGCUCCACGCAUGGUCCUGGACAAGCUGGAGAGCCUCGGCUACCGGGUGGUCAGCAUGACCGGCGUGGGCCAGACCCUGGUCUGGUGCCUCCACAGGGAAUAGCCAGGGAGAAUCCUGCCUUCCACCCGGACAACAUCCUGCUGGAGAUCAUCUUACAGGACUGGCAGCAAAUUUCCCCCCCUUAAUUCCUUUCUGUCCCAGACUCCAGGCACUCGGGGUGAGGGGAGGAACGGCACAGAGGCAGAGCUGGACCCGGUGGAAUUUUGCCAUCCCUGUCGUGUUUCCCAAGAGCAGGGGGAGGAAGAUAUGCUCAGAAUCAGGCAGAGGGAACAGAUGGCUCCAGCUCUGCCUUCAGCGGGAUGGCAGUCUGGCAAAUUCCAGCUUUUUACAUUUUAAUCAUGUGUUCAGCAUGUCCUGGAGGAAGCUCAGUAACAGGCCUGUUUGCCUCCUCCCCAGGCUGCCAGGGAGAGCUUUGUGCCUUCUCCUGGGCCAGAGGUUUAGGGAGGGACAGCAAGCAUGGACACCAUCCCAUCUCAUUCCUGAAAUCCAAGAGGGAACCACUAAAUCUACUCCCAGGGCUCCGAGAAUCCCUUCCCUUAGCAGCAAGGCCUGUUUCCAGCUCAGCAGCACCACCAGAUCCCAGACUGCCAUCCAAGCCUAACACGGGAUUCCCAAAAUAACAGAAAGUGUUGUUGUGUGACUAUUCCAGGUGUGGGCUCUAAUCCCACAUGUUUGGGAUUGUGCAUGGAUUCUGCUGUGGGGAUAACACCAAUAAAAUAUUGCUCCAAAGAGA